Molecule: messenger RNA, 1731 nt
Organism: Heterocephalus glaber (naked mole-rat)
Lineage: Eukaryota; Metazoa; Chordata; Mammalia; Rodentia; Bathyergidae
Gene: Ap1m2
Product: adaptor related protein complex 1 subunit mu 2
Biological process (GO): vesicle-mediated transport; intracellular protein transport
Cellular component (GO): clathrin adaptor complex
Source: RefSeq, a predicted model, not a curated record
GCUUCCGCAGGAAGGAGGAAGCCGCCCCUCCCGCCGGCCCUCCACCCGCCAGGUCCCCGGCGCCACCAUGUCCGCCUCGGCCGUGUUCAUCCUAGACAUCAAGGGCAAGCCCCUGAUCAGCCGAAACUACAAGGGUGAUGUGGCCAUGAGCGAGAUCGACCACUUCAUGCCUCUGCUCAUGCAGCGUGAGGAGGAGGGCGCGCUGGCCCCACUGCUGAGCCACGGCCGUGUACACUUCCUGUGGAUCAAACACAGCAACCUGUACUUGGUGGCCACCACGCUGAAGAACGCCAACGCCUCUCUGGUCUACUCCUUCCUCUACAAGACGGUGGAGGUCUUCUGUGAGUACUUCAAGGAGCUGGAGGAGGAGAGCAUCCGUGACAACUUUGUCAUCGUGUACGAGCUGCUGGACGAGCUCAUGGACUUCGGCUUCCCACAGACUACGGAUAGCAAGAUCCUGCAGGAGUACAUCACACAACAGGGCAACAAGCUGGAGACGGGCAAGUCUCGGGUGCCGCCCACUGUCACCAACGCAGUGUCUUGGCGCUCAGAGGGCCUCAAGUACAAGAAGAACGAGGUCUUCAUCGACGUCAUAGAGUCUGUCAACCUGCUGGUCAAUGCCAACGGCAGUGUCCUGCUCAGUGAGAUCGUGGGCAGCAUCAAACUUAAGGUGUUUCUGUCCGGGAUGCCAGAGCUGCGGCUGGGCCUCAACGACCGCGUGCUCUUUGAGCUCACUGGCCUUUCAGGCAGCAAGAACAAGUCCGUGGAGCUGGAGGACGUCAAGUUCCACCAGUGCGUGCGGCUGUCACGCUUCGACAACGACCGCACCAUCUCCUUCAUCCCGCCCGAUGGCGACUUUGAGCUCAUGUCCUACCGGCUCAGCACACAGGUCAAGCCGCUCAUCUGGAUUGAGUCUAUCAUCGAGAAGUUCUCCCACAGCCGAGUGGAGAUCAUGGUCAAGGCUAAGGGGCAGUUUAAGAAGCAGUCUGUGGCCAAUGGUGUGGAGAUUUCCGUGCCUGUCCCCAGUGAUGCUGAUUCCCCUCGUUUCAAGACCAGUGUGGGGAGUGCCAAGUAUGUGCCAGAGAAGAAUGUCGUUAUCUGGAGUAUUAAAUCCUUCCCGGGGGGCAAGGAGUACCUGAUGCGGGCCCACUUUGGCCUCCCCAGCGUGGAGAAGGAGGAGGUGGAUGGCCGGCCCCCCAUCGGGGUCAAGUUUGAGAUCCCCUACUUCACCGUUUCCGGCAUCCAGGUCCGAUACAUGAAGAUCAUUGAGAAGAGUGGUUACCAGGCCCUGCCCUGGGUUCGCUACAUCACCCAGAGUGGAGAUUAUCAACUUCGGACCAGCUAGAAAGGACAAGAAGUGGGGCCUGGAACUAGGAGCUCUCUCUUUCCAGACCGCAGAGUGAAGCGCAGGGAGGGCAGGGUGUGUGUGUGUGUGUGUGUGUGUGUGUGUGUCCACAUUUGUGCAGCUGCCCCUUGCCAGUUCCUUCUUCUAGCUCCAACCCCUUCCUCCCCUUCCUCCCGUCUUCUCUCCGGUGGGCUGGGAAGAUGGUCUCUGCCUCCCUCGCUCUUGGGGCUCCCCACCCCAUUUUAUAUGAAGAAAGAAGAGGGGCUUGAAGCCCCCCUCACGAGUGCCUUCCUCCAGUGACUGCCUUAGGGGGUUCAGGCCUCCUCCUUCAUGGCUGCUGAGCCCACCCCUGUUUUAGGGUGUCAGUAAAACGAUAAAUCUGGCCA